AUGUUCUCAUGUUACAGCACUCGGGCGCGUCUGCCGCUGAGUCGCGUGACUCGGCCAAACAGCCGUACCUACUCGACGAAGGCCGCUGGGUCGAAGAAUUGGAAUAUCACAGGCGCUUUCGUCGUGUCUUUAGCUCUUGGAACGGGUGCCACCUUAUGGCCCAGAGACAAAAGCAAGGCGCCCCACUUAGAGGCGACCAUAACGCAGCCAUUGGUGGCCGAGAAAGUGCUUUCGAGGGAGGCUGUAACCAGCUUGAUAUCGCAACAUGCGUAUUCGAUCUCAACCGAUAGCAUCCCUGGUGUUGUGAAGUAUGAUGGCGCUCAGGUUGCUUCGAACCAGCCUUGUGAAGAUGCCUUCUUCCAUGGCCAGUUUCCGGCCCCUUGGCAGCACAACAAGCAGUGGAUGGCUUGGGCCGUUUUGGACGGCCAUGCGGGCUGGCAAACUUCGAAACUGCUGGAAACGAAGCUGCUCCCGUAUGUCAGAGAAAGAUUGACUCAGUUACAAGAUCAAUACGGUCAGGGACCGGCCCCAACUCAUGUAGUUCAGGACGCAAUCACCCAAGGCUUCCUGAAUCUUGAUACAUCAAUUAUGAAAGCCGCAGAAGAGUCGGCCGCCAGCGAUGAACCAUUACAAAUUAAAGCUGGGAAACUAGCGCCUGCAUUCGCAGGAUCCUGUGCUUUGCUCUCCUUAUUCGAUCCCGCCACUAGCACCCUUCACGUCGCGUGUACGGGUGACUCGAGGGCCGUGUUGGGCCAGCAGAGACCAGACGGCUCAUGGGAAGCGAUUCCGCUAUCAGUGGAUCAAACGGGUCGAAAUGCACAGGAGAUAUCACGGCUUCAGAAAGAGCACCCCGGGGAAGACAACAUUGUCAAAGGCGGGCGGGUACUCGGGUUGAUGGUCUCUCGAGCCUUUGGCGACAGCCGAUGGAAAUGGCCUCUGGAAGUUCAGCAGGAAAUGUCCCGGCGAUACUACGGACCGGCGCCCUUGGCCCCAAGGUACGACGUCCGAACUCCGCCUUAUCUGACGGCAGAACCGGUCGUGACCAGCACCCGAAUCGAUUACUCGAGGCCAACCUUCUUGAUCAUGGCGACCGAUGGUCUAUGGGACAAUAUGUCCAGUCAACAGGCAGUUGAUGUGACUGGCAGGUGGCUGGAGUGGCGCCACGGCAAAGAAAUGCCGAGACAGCUUCGUCCAGCUUUCGCAGAUCUCGAUUUUGACUUUGGAGAUUUCGGGAGCAAACUCGAGGAGGGCUUCGUGGAAGAGAGAGAAACGCGCGAAGAUAAAAAUGCAGCGGUCCACCUGGUGCGCAACUCUCUUGGAGGUGCACACCAUGAGCUCUUGGCGGGUCGUCUGGCGUUCAGACCCCCGUUCUCCAGGAAUGUCCGAGAUGAUAUCACGGUCCAGGUUGUCGUGUUCCAAGAUCACGCAGCAGCUUAG
Messenger RNA from Penicillium chermesinum, 1437 nucleotides. Its product is annotated as PP2C family serine/threonine-protein phosphatase. Bases 1 to 1437 code for a protein of 478 amino acids. Gene Ontology annotation, molecular function: protein serine/threonine phosphatase activity. The record is from RefSeq and is a predicted model, not a curated record. Gene Ontology annotation, biological process: protein dephosphorylation. The transcript has a single exon. Lineage: Eukaryota; Fungi; Ascomycota; Eurotiomycetes; Eurotiales; Aspergillaceae.